ACGCAUCUAGCCUCACACUUCGCUUUGCAUCCUCGCAACUCGCCUCGCCUCGACUUACACCGCACGAACCCAACAUAUCUACCGACCCAGCGCGAUGCCCUUCAAGAAAGGUGGAGGCCACCACAAGGGCGCCAAAGGCAAUAAGAGCACACGUAUCAGUCUGCCAGCAACGAGAACGCCGACGAGAAAUGACGAUGACCAGGACGAAGAAAUGGCCGACCAAAACGAGAUACAAUACGAUGCGACCCAGCCCGAUAUCGAAGAUGAUGAAGCAGACGAUGUUGCGACCCCCGCCGUAGAAGAGGACAGCGACGAUGAUGAUGACGAACCGCAGGUCACUACGAUACCCAGGCGGAAAGCUCGAGGAGGGCGACGAGCGUCGCGCAGGGUGGGAGAUGACAAUACGCCCGAACCGGGAGAUGAUGGCAGCGAAGGUGGAACACCUUAUAGGCGGGGAAGGAGAGGGCGACCUUCGGGGUUUGGCGGCAAUACGAGAGGACGCGGUGGUUUUCGUGGGCGACGACGUGGACAGAAAGAAGAAGGGCCGAAAACCGUGACGGACAAGAACGGCAACGUUUUGGAGGUGAUAGACGAUGAGGCGCAAGUGGACUGGGACCCGGAAGGAGACGAGAAAGUGGACGCAAAUGGCAUCUUGCAGGGCGGCCGAGAGUAUCGCGUGCGGACCUUCACCAUCAUGGGCAAAGGUGAAAGACGGUACAUGCUGAGCACGGAACCUGCGAGGUGCUGUGGCUUUCGGGAUAGUUAUCUGUUCUUCACAAAACAUCCGAAGCUGUACAAGGUGGUGGUGGGCGAGGAGGAGAAGAAAGAUCUGAUCGAGCGGGGCAUUCUACCGAGCAGCUACAAAGGCCGAAACAUUGGUGUUGUCUCAGCGCGAUCGGUAUUUCGCGAGUUUGGCUCAAAGAUUGUCGUCGGGGGCAGGCGGGUCAUAGAUGACUAUCGAGUAGCUGAUGCGCACGCGGAGGGCGCAGUAGAGGGAGAUCUGGCAGACCCUGAUGACCACGUCCCGGACAAGCGCGAAGAGUACAACCGCAACCGCUACGUCGCGUGGUUUGGAGCAAGCGAUGUGUACAAACAAGGAGGCUCGACAGUGCCGAACAAGCAAGGUCCAAUCGGGAAGCGCAGGAACAAUAUUACUUUGCAGAACUGGCAAUUCAUGCAUGCGCGAGAAGCGAGUCGCUUCAACUCGCUGCUAACCAUGUCACGGGCCCAGAACCUCAACGGUGUCUACGACUACAACACGAACAUGAUGUUCUACCCUAAAAUCAUGCAGCCGACGCACGCCAAGUGGACAUACAUACCACCUGGAACAGAUGGUAUCGACGAGAAGCCACUGACCAACGGAUAUACGAAUGGCGAUGUGAAUGGCGACCAUCAUUCCGCAGGUGCCCAUGGCGAAGACACAAUCUUCUCGACAGUUCCGGCUGCGAUCUCGCGCAAUUUUAGAGUCAUCGACACGGUCUAUAGCGCCCCUCCGAUAUCCCACGCUGGCUAUCCUGGCCCAGAUGGGCAUGUCGAAGACCCGACAUCUGGACCGAAUGGCUUGUCGACAGUGUCACAAGAUCUCAUCGACGAACUCCCUGCCGAGUGCAGAGUGGCUUUCGAGGCUGCGCGAGCCACAGAACUGAAGUGGAAGAAGCAAUGGGAUACGGAGGCCAACAGCGGUCACCGCGGGCAUCUAAAGAUCGGCUUUAACGGGUAUCCUGUUUGAUGUUAUACGGGCGUUGGGCGAAUAAGGCGUUGUGCGAGCAUUCCUAGCCGUGUAACUUCACCCGGCGUGUCGAAGAGCCGGCUAUGUGGAAUGAGGCUGAUGUCCUGCCUGAGGCUGUUGUUCUCCUGUUUCUGUGCUUUCUGGGUCUGCAUUUUAUGAUUUCUCGGUCUGCUUUCAGUUUGGUGCUUGGAGUGAGGGUGAACAGACAGACUCAUAGGACAUCAGUUCUCGAUAGAAGAGGAAUGCGGAGACGUCAAAACGCC
This is a messenger RNA of Sphaerulina musiva SO2202, 1992 nucleotides long. RefSeq names its product CRC_subunit-domain-containing protein. The transcript has 2 exons. Gene Ontology annotation, molecular function: chromatin DNA binding. Gene Ontology annotation, cellular component: nucleus. NCBI's taxonomy places the organism in Eukaryota, Fungi, Ascomycota, Dothideomycetes, Mycosphaerellales, Mycosphaerellaceae. Bases 95 to 1729 code for a protein of 544 amino acids. The record is from RefSeq and is a predicted model, not a curated record.